Molecule: messenger RNA, 2787 nt
Organism: Monosiga brevicollis MX1
Lineage: Eukaryota; Choanoflagellata; Craspedida; Salpingoecidae
Exons: 14
Coding region: 1-2787 (928 amino acids)
Biological process (GO): transmembrane transport
Cellular component (GO): membrane
Source: RefSeq, a predicted model, not a curated record
AUGGCCCCACCGGGUGAGGCCAUCGUCCUCGUGAACCAAGACACCGAGGACAUGGCGGGCGAAGUUGCCGCCCUUCCUCCCCCCUCCCCCUCUCCCCUCAUCCUUGCUGAGACGGAUCUGGGUGGCGAAUCCAGCACCGAUGCCUAUGAUGAGAGCACGGGACUCCUUUCCCACAACGACACGGGAAAAUCCGAACACGGCAUGAGAAAACACUGGGGCACUUGGAUCAAAACCUUGCUGCUGGUCGCCCUUUUGAUUCUAGCCGCCGUCGCCUUUGCCAUGAAUGAGGAAGAAGAUCUCAUUGGCCAACUCAUCGUCAUUGCCGAUGGCGCGGGCACCGAGGUCCCCAUCACCACACGACAAACAGUCCUUGACAUCAGUUUGAGAGCGUCCGACUCCUCCAACAGCACCGUCACAAGCACCAUCGCCCUUUCAAAUGGCAAUAUAGUCGCUGGCCCAACCUUUGACUUGGAACCCCACGCCUCAACCAGCGAAGCUGAUUACAUCACACAGCGUGUCGAGCUUCCAAGCCGUGCCGACUCUAUCACACUGGGCACCGCAGAGGACAUCAACCUGGCGCUGCUCGUGCGCAUUGAGGGCCUUUCUUCCUUGGUGAAAUACGAGGUUAUCUUUGCCGCUCUGAUCCUGGUCUUGGUCUACGUCCUCAUCAUUUUUGAGCUGAUCCACCGUGCCUUGGCCGCCAUGCUGGGCGCGUUCAUGACACUCGGUGUCCUAUCCGUCCUGGGCAAACAACCCUCUUUGGCCACCAUCGUUGGCUGGAUUGACUACGAAACGGUCAUGCUGCUCUUUGGCAUGAUGAUCAUUGUUAGCAUUCUCUCCGAGACUGGCAUCUUCGAGUGGGCUGCUGUCAAAGCUUACAAGCUCUCCAACGGAUCCAUUUGGAAGCUCCUCAUCAUGCUCUGCAGCUUCAGUGCCAUUGUCUCUGCCUUCUUGGACAACGUGACGACCAUUCUCCUCCUGACCCCCGUCACCAUCCGCAUGUGCAAUGUCAUCGGCCUGGACCCCACCCCGGUUCUCUUGGCCGAAGUCAUCUUUUCAAACAUUGGUGGCACGGCAACAGCCGUGGGCGACCCGCCCAACGUCAUUAUCGUUAGCAGCGACUGGAGUGUGAAUGGGGAAAAGGACAUUCAGUUCACCGAAUUUACGGCCGCUGCUCCUGCUGAGGAGACUGCUGAGGAGGCCGCUCCCGCUGAGGAGGCCGCUGCUCCUGCUGAGGAGUCUGCACCCACUGAGGAAGCCGCUGCUCCCGCUGAGGAAGCCGCUCCCGCUGAGGAGGCCGCUGAGGAAGCCGCUGAGGAAGCUGCUGCUCCCGCUGAGGAGACUGCUGAGGAGGCCGCUGCUCCCACUGAGGAGUCUGCACCCGUUGAGGAAGCCGCUGCUCCCACUGAGGAGCCUGCUCCUGCUGAGGAGUCUGCACCCGCUGAGGAAGCCGCCGCUCCCGCUGAGGAGGCCGCUGCUCCUGCUGAGGAGACUGCUGAGGAGGCCGCUGCUCCCACUGAGGAGUCUGGUUCUGCUGAGGAGUCUGCACCCGCUGAGGAAGCCGCUGCUCCCACUGAGGAGUCUGCACCCGUUGAGGAAGCCGCUGUUCCCGCUGAGGAGGCUGCACCCGUUGAGGAAGCCGCUGCUCCCACUGAGGAGCCUGCUCCUGCUGAGGAGUCUGCACCCGCUGAGGAGGCCGCUGCUCCUGCUGAGGAGACUGCUGAGGAGGCCGCUGCUCCCACUGAGGAGUCUGCACCCGUUGAGGAAGCCGCUGCUCCCACUGAGGUGCCUGGUUCUGCUGAGGAGGCCGCACCCGCUGAGGAAGCCGCUGCUCCCACUGAGGAGUCUGCACCCGUUGAGGAAGCCGCUGUUCCCGCUGAGGAGGCUGCUCCUGCUGAGGAGGCCGCUGAGGAGUCUGCACCCGCUGAGGAGACUGCUGCUCCUGCUGACGAGACGGCGGAAGAUGCUACCGCUGCCGAGGCUUCGGAGGAAGUUGACGUGGUGAUCAAAACUCUCGACGCCAAGAUCAAACAGCUGCAAGACUUGAUUGAAGCGACACAGAAUGCCUCUACGCAAACCUGGGGUGACAAAGUACAUGACUUGGAGAUUCAUUCGCGCAUCAAGAACAAGGAGCUACUGUGGGACUGCUCAGUUGUCCUCUCUGUCGUCAUCAUCAUGUUCUUCGUUCACUCUGUGCCAAGUAUUCACCUGGACCUGGGCUGGAUCGCCGUUCUGGGCGCUUUGUCGCUGUUAUUGCUGACAGACUUGCACGAUUUUGACCAGCUCUUGGAGCGCAUUGAGUGGGGCACGUUGCUGUUUUUUGCAGCCCUCUUCAUCUUAAUGGAGGCUCUCUCCGAACUGGGUCUCAUCACCUGGAUUGGUGACCAAACAGCUGCUCUCAUCAAAGACAUGCCUGAGGAUUCCCGGCUCAGCUUGGCCAUUAUUAUCAUUUUGUGGAUCUCGGCCCUCGCCUCAAGCUUCAUUGACAACAUUCCAUUUACAACGGCAAUGAUUCCCGUCAUUAAGAGCAUUGUUGCUGAUGAAUCAGUCGAUCUACCCCUUCGGCCUCUUGUUUGGGCCCUUGCCUUUGGUGCCUGUCUGGGCGGAAACGGGACCCUCAUUGGUGCCUCUGCAAACGUCGUCUGCGCCGGCAUGGCAGAACAAGAGGGCAUCACCAUUAGCUUUAAUCGUUUCUGUCGAGUAGGCUUCCCCAUGAUGUUGGUUUCAGUCACGAUUGCAAUGAUUUAUUUGCUCAUUUGUCACAGUGCCUUCAGCUGGGACUUGUAG